AUGCCUCCGAAGCGCAAAACCGGCGGCCCCUCCACCGCAUCGAAACCGCGACAGUCGAAACUCGCAAAGGAGCACAAUGUCACCGCGCAGGAGGAGGGCGAGAUUAAGGAAGCCUUUAGCUUGUUCGCGGAGCCCAUGGACGGCGAGAAGAACGGCGUGCUGCCCAUCAACGACCUGAAAUCAACACUCAUCGCCCUCGGCAUCCCCCCCUCGUCCCCCGCCGAGCUCCAGGAAUUCAUCGCAAUCCUCGACCCCGAAUCCGACGGCUACGCCACCUACGAACCCUUCUUCGCCAUCUGCGCGCUCAAGUUCCACGCGCGCGAUAGUAGCGGUAGUUCGGACGCCCACCGCGCGGAGCUCGCCGAGGCUUUUCAGCUCUUCACAAACGGCGCCGACGGGCCCAUCACACUGGCCCACCUGCGCCGCGUCGCUGCCGUGCUCAAGGAGGACGUGGACGAGGAGCUGCUCAAGGAUAUGAUUCUCGAGGCGAACGGCGGCGUGGGCGUUGCGAGGGGCGUGGGGAUGGAUGAGUUUGAUAGUGUUAUGCGGAGUGCUGGGGUUUGGCGGUGA
Trichoderma breve is the source of this 570-nucleotide messenger RNA. RefSeq lists its product as uncharacterized. Gene Ontology annotation, molecular function: calcium ion binding; microtubule binding. The record is from RefSeq and is a predicted model, not a curated record. Gene Ontology annotation, biological process: spindle pole body duplication. The coding region runs from base 1 to 570 and encodes 189 amino acids. Lineage: Eukaryota; Fungi; Ascomycota; Sordariomycetes; Hypocreales; Hypocreaceae. Gene Ontology annotation, cellular component: half bridge of spindle pole body; mitotic spindle pole body. The transcript has 3 exons.